UGAUACCCGAAGCUGCAGUUUUUACCUUUUAGCAGUAGAGCUAGAAAGUGAAGACACUUGAAGUGCUAACCAUGGAGAACUCGAAAACAAGCGACAAGCUAUCUGCCUUUUUAGAAUCUGGAAUUUACAGAUUCGAGAAUUCAAAUGUUGUUUUUAUUGACCCGGUUCGAAUGUUAAACCGGUCCUAUACCCGCUUCAGGUCUUCACCAUCUGCCUACUAUUCUCGUUUCUUCGAUUCCAAAGAAACUAUUGUAACUUCAGAUUCAAAGAAACGAAAGCGAAAGGAGAAGAAGACACCCCACGACUUAAACGAAAGAGAACAAGCUGCUACUCUGCGUCACCAGCAAGCGAGGCCUAUGUUGUUGAAGGCCCAUGGAUUUUUGAUGGAAGCUACUGAUCUCUUAGCGAUUAUGAAGGAUUUAAGGGGUGGCAGUAAUAUCUGUUCUUCAACAGAAUUGAGUGAACAACACUCUUUUAUUGAGCUUGGAAAGGUCUGGCAAGCUCCUCUCUAUGAAAUCGUUCUUAAAGGUGCUUGGAAGGGGUUAGAAAGAGUGGUUCCUGUUUUUAACAAUUUGGUUGUUAACGAGACAAGUGAUGAUAUGGAGGCAGAAUUUCUAAACAAUAAAUAUAUAUUGCCAAGAGAGAGUUGCUUCUACAUGUCUGAUUUGGGGCAGGUUCACAACCUUAUUCACGAAUGCAAUGUUGGCUUCAAUCUUAUAGUGAUCGAUCCACCAUGGGAAAAUGGAAGUGCUCGUCAAAAACUUAGGAGAAAUUUUGAGCUGCAAUUGCUGUCUUCAACAAGUACCUUUUGCCCCAAUUUGAACAUCAGUAAUUAUGUCAACCUCGUCCUUUUUUUCUUGUCAUAUAGGUACCCAACUCUGCCAAACUGGUAUUUCUUAUCCCUUCCUAUUAAGCAACUUGCUCAUCCAGAUGGUGCACUUGUAGCCUUGUGGAUGACCAACAGAGAGAAAUUGCAUAAUUUUGUUCAGAAAGAGCUAUUUCCUUCAUGGGGAGUCAGUCACGAAGCUACUUAUUACUGGCUGAAGGUGAAAGCAGAUGGCUCACUGAUUAGUGAUUUAGAUCUCUUUCAUCAUAGACCUUAUGAAUGCCUUCUAUUGGGCUAUUUUCAUGGACAGGGCACAAAUUCUAAACAGCCGCCAAGGCUGAGACCUAUAAAACAUGAUCAAAUCAUCAUAAGCAUCCCAGGGGAGUACUCGAGGAAGCCUCCAAUUGGAGAGUUGCUGCUGGAGCAUGUUCCAGACUUUAAACCUGCUCGAUGUAUUGAACUAUUUGCUAGAGAGAUGACAGCUGGAUGGACUUCUUGGGGAAAUGAACCUCUUCAUUUUCAACAGUCGACAUCUUUUGUAAGGGAUGAGAUCGAUGAUACAUCCUGAUGAAGGCACUUUUGUAGUGAACUUGCAAGGGAGCCUGGAGCUGUUGGCAUCCCUCUUUUCCAAAUAUAUGCUCCUUAUUACAUUUGCGUGCAGGUAGCAAGCAGGUGGUGAACUGGUUUGGUCACCAUGUUCAAAAGCCAACCAGUUCCGGAACAAGAGUCUAAGUAGUGUGUUAUUGUGGUCACUUUGCCGGUCCCAGCUAAUGGAAAUGAUUUUUUUAACAUGUGCAAUGAGUAUUCAGAUCAGGCAAACGAGAUUAGGAUAGUGAAGGAGGAGAGGAUGUUCUGGGAUAUUCAUGGAAUGCUUUUCCUGAUAUUCAAAGAUGCAUAAAAGUUUCACUAGGCAAUCUGGAGUAGAUUGAAACAACCUGAGCCCUUCCUUGUGUUUGUAUCACUUCUCCCAAUUCUGUACUUGAGACCGUGAGGCAUCUCAGAAUUUCCCAGUAAAGGAUGUACUUGGUAGGUCUAGAGAAAAAGGUCCCACAGAGAGUCUAACAUCGUGCACGCUUGCGAAGGAUUUCUGACCACCGGCAACUGACCUGAGGGUUGUUUGUGAUUGCUAUAACAAAAUCACCUGCCACUAUACUAUCUCAUGACCUAUCUGGGCAAGUGAUCAUCCAUGCCGUAACAAUCCUAUCCAUGUGUUCUUGUGUUUGUCUCUCAUGUGAUAAGUCUGUAAUGCAAUCUAUCAAAUAUUUCACGAAAUAGGUUCUCCUGUAAAGAAUGAAAAAAAAAAGGUUACAGGAGAAGGAGCUUACCAUUCUGCAGAGCUUUAAAAAGAAAACAAAGGAAAAGGACUGCAACUAGAAAAGUUUCCAGCUCCUGCAAAUAGCAUAAAACUGGCUUUGAAAUACAUGUAUCGGAAGAAGCUUCGUGUUGUGGAACU
This is a messenger RNA of Populus trichocarpa (black cottonwood), 2279 nucleotides long. Its product is annotated as methyltransferase-like protein 2. Gene Ontology annotation, molecular function: methyltransferase activity; nucleic acid binding. NCBI's taxonomy places the organism in Eukaryota, Viridiplantae, Streptophyta, Magnoliopsida, Malpighiales, Salicaceae. Gene Ontology annotation, cellular component: nucleus; RNA N6-methyladenosine methyltransferase complex. The record is from RefSeq and is a predicted model, not a curated record. The transcript has 9 exons. Bases 72 to 1394 code for a protein of 440 amino acids.